This is a messenger RNA of Porites lobata, 2978 nucleotides long. The record is from the annotation of a GenBank genome assembly. NCBI's taxonomy places the organism in Eukaryota, Metazoa, Cnidaria, Anthozoa, Scleractinia, Poritidae.
AUGAAGACCCUUCUUCUGCUAGUUUUGGUUGGCUGUGUGCUAACUGUAGCACUAGCCUUUCCAUCAAGGGAACUUCUUCGCACAAAAAUUCAAGACAGUGAAGAGUUCGAUAAAGCAGAAAGGUUAGUCACAUGUACAAAGGUUAAUGUGGUUUUAUGGCAUAUUAUUUUUGGAGGGCUUAUACUGAAACACGCAGUGGAACUUCUAUCAUUUAAUCAGCUGCGUAUGUUAAAUGAUCAGGGUUUUCUCUCAUAAUUAAAGCUUAACUACGUAUGUUGAGACUUUGAAACGUAAUUUUUCUCACUGAAACUGAAAAAUUGGCGCUUCAUAAUAUAGCACUAUGACACAACAUUAAAAUUAACACCAUUUGAAAAUACUUAUUUUCCUUCAGUGAACUCCUCUUGGGCACAAAAAAUGUAGCGGGCAGAAUUGACGAGGAUGACACUGAUGCAGAAGAAAGUGACAGUGAUGAUAAAUAUGGUGAUGCUGAAUUGGACAGGUAUGCUUCGUACUAUUGAAUUAGAUGAAAUUAUAUUUCUAUUAAAAAUACUGUUUACUCCAAAGUUCAUUUUUUCCCUUACUCAUAAAUUCAUUAAAAGGGCGUACAAGUAUUAACCCAUUCGCCCCUGAACCGCCCGUAACCGCCCGUGUACGACAACCCCCGAAUUCCCUGAAGCGCCCGUAACCGCCUGUAAAAAUGGGCGCUGGAUUCAGUCCAUUCCCCUCUCCUCCUGGGUGUUUUUUUGUCUUUUGUUUUCACAGAGUGAUUGAUGGAUAAUAAACCAAUCAUUUGCCAUCUUUUGCGCAUUUUUUGACAGAUGAUGAGAAGCACCACAGGGUCGGGUUUUUCGAAGAGCACGAGUAAAAGAAAUUCGCGAGAGUAAUGGCCGCCCGCGUCGAUUUCGAAUCAAAGUUCGCAUCACGUUUGAGAGAAUAUAGAGAUAAUUCGACUCUUGAUCACUUCAGGUUGUUGAACAGACCUUGUGAAAAACCUUCUGAUUGAGAUUUAAACGAUCUUAAGACUGAAAAAGACAAUCCUAGCCCUCAAAUUGCCGAGCGCUUCGUAGGCAAACAAACCGCAUGGACUAUCGAUAAAAACUUACCUCGUUCAUUUCAUUUACUUGCAUCCAAGUACCGUGUUCCUCGCAGCAAAUGUUUUAAAUAUAACUGUUUCUUGAACUGCUGGAGGUGAUGCUUUCGUGGAGUUAAAAGUUUGAACAAGGAAACGGAUUAUGUGCGACGAUCGAUUUGGAUUGACAAUCCUCAUGAAUGAAAUUUACUUCACAUCGCGCGGAAGCUCACGGAGAAUAAACGGUAACCGUCUUUUUAUUCAAUUAUUUACAGUUGCCAAAUGAUGCUUUUUGUAUGCUUAUUUUCUUUGUGUAUAACUAUUAACACCUAUCGAUCUGUGCAUUGGUAGGUAAAGCAUUAAUAAAGCAAGUUUGGCAUUUAACUGUAUUUGUGCUUUACUUUGUUGAUCGUACAUGAUUGGCGACGCACUUCAGUUCAGGAUAUCAAAUACGCUUCCCUGAAAGAUUGCGGCUUUGCCACCUUCUCUGGCGAAUUCGAUCAUUUAUUUUAUUGUUGAAAUUCAAGAAUCGAAAAAUAUAUGAAAGAGUGGGAAGCUGAAGUCCAGCAUUCCCUUGUUUUAUUUUCCCAUGCUUGAUGAUGAGGAACUCUUCAGAUCGCUCUUCGUGAAGUGAUCAUCACCGAAGUUUCAAUACAUUUUUCUACGGUGCUUCUCGACUGGACUGAUCUGAAAGAGAACUUAAUGAAACAACUUUCAGUAAAAUGACUUUACAGUGUUGUUGAUGUUUUAUCGACUGUGUUUAUUCCUUUAACAGCGUUUUUGUUCCCCGUUUCACCGUUGAUUUAUCAGUGCAAUUAUUGCGCGGCGAAGAAAUUUUGUUGAAAUUCAUUGUUUUCGCCUCUUUCCACAGCUUUUUCUUUCUCAAAUUGCUAUUUUUUUUACAUACCCUGGCUGCCCAUUAACUCAUCUAAAAGAAAAAGUUUGUUUGAAGGCCAGAGUUUAUCUCAGGUUUUACUGCGCAUAUGGUUUAUUUUAGGCGCUCGCGUACGCUUAUUUUCUACCGAAAAUUGCCAGGGAAUUGGGGGGUUGUCGUGCGCAAAAGUCCCAGGAGUGAAUGGGUUAAAUAAAUAACAGAACAGAAUAACAUUUGCAGCAGUAAUUAUACUGAAAUUGCACUUGUGAAGGUAUAUAGGUUAUUCCUGUUCUAAGUAAAAGAAGCGCGAAAUCGAGAUUAUUGUUCUCAACUCAAAUUGACCAUUUUUGUUUGUUUGUUUGUUUGUUUUAUGAUCACCUUGCAGUACGUUUGAUCUCGAUAAACAUUGCUCAUCCUGUGUAGGACAAUUUUCACAUAUCAACGUAGUAUACACGUUUGGCCUUGCUACUAUAAGGCUCUCUGUACUGCAAUAGAUAGAGCAACCAAGCUAGUGUUACUUAAGGAGGUCAUGGACUUCAAAUUCCUGUCAGGGACUCAAGAUUUUUUCUUUGUCCCACGCUCGUCAAUCGAUUUUCGCAUAGGCCGACUUGAGUGAGAACAAAGCAGUAAAACAAAAAGCGUCUAACGAAACAAUCAUUCGUGAACUACCAUUCACUGAAUGAGUCAGUGUGAAUUUUGUGUCUUUUAACGUAGGCUCGGAACCCUUUGUGACGCGCUCGUUAACUCGCAUAGAGCGACUUAACUGAAAACAUGGCAGUAAAAAAAGUGACAAAAUUAUACAGUGAAUCGUAAAUUGCCUACAGUAUUUUUUGGUCUGUUAAAAGGUGGCGUAAAAUAUUUGCUAAAUGUUUCAAACUUCUUGUUACUGAGCCUCUGAAAAGAAGGCAAGAAUAAUGUUUUUGUUGCAGUAAAUCAGAAAAUCGUUUGUAUGACCAUGGCAGCGAAGAAGACGAGCAAAACGAUUUAUAUGAUGACGACAACGAUGAUUAUGAUGAUGAUGAAGAGGAAAGGUAA